Messenger RNA from Diaporthe amygdali, 2703 nucleotides. RefSeq lists its product as uncharacterized. Gene Ontology annotation, molecular function: ATP binding; ATP hydrolysis activity. The transcript is spliced from 6 exons. The coding region runs from base 1 to 2703 and encodes 900 amino acids. NCBI's taxonomy places the organism in Eukaryota, Fungi, Ascomycota, Sordariomycetes, Diaporthales, Diaporthaceae. The record is from RefSeq and is a predicted model, not a curated record.
AUGGCAGGUCCUGAGACAAGCCCCGAGAAGCUGGAGCGACAUCUGUCCGUUGCUUCUGCUGUAGAUCCCGUGGUUUUCUCAGAGCACGACAGCGUCAAGGACCCAUCGCAUGAUUACCAACCACUAUCAGCUAUGGACCAACCAACGACAACUCAAGCUAUUUUGGGGAUUCUUUCAGCAGUGGAAAGUAUUUCUUCGAACUUGAAGACACCUCCCAAAGCUUCCUCAUUAAGCGGGAGUUCUCCGCCGGAUGACAAGUCUCCAUUCAACCAGAAGUUGCCCGAAAACAUGGCCGAUGGGAACAUUGUCAGCCAUCCGCAUAUCGAGCGAUUGCCAAUGUCAAAGUGGAAUCCAGAGGUCUUCCUUGAUAGUCAGCCACACCGCAGUGGGCAAAUAAUCGCUUCUGCAUUCUACACAGAAGUCCCAGGAAGCAUCAAAGCGGCCGGGGACUAUGUGUCCGAAGCCGACUUCAAAGCGGCAUAUUCGAAGAGCAAUAGGAGCUUAGGGCCUCAGAGGAUCCUCAUUCACUCGAAAGAAAUGAUUCAUGAACUACAGCAGAUCACAGGGGCGCCUGAUACACAACGGACGGGGCUGUUGGCAAUGGUGCCUCCUUUCAAGCUUCUAAUUCAUCACAGGAAUGACAUUGAAACAAAGCUCCAGGGGUUGAAACAAGCUUCAUCACUUGCUACGGAUAGCUUGACAAGCGAAGAAAUGAAAAUUCGCCGCCUUCAGUGCAUCCACGACUUCAUAAAGACGGACCUGGCCAACUACAUUGGCUUGAAUCUUAGAAUUCGGAACGGCGACAUCGACGAACUCUCGUUCGAGGAGAUCUACCAUCUUUUCAAGCCCGGCGACUUAGUUCUUGCCACUGAAACUAGCGAUUCUCAAGUACACAUGGUUCUCUCGGUCUCAGGAGGCAGGAUGCUUCUCUCAUCCACCUCCGAAGGAAUGCCUAACCCUCAUCAGCCACGUGGAGCACAUGGAAGAGCUGGAACCUGGGUGGACCUCCGGCUCUCAUGCUUGACCAUGGCAUGGGAUGGAGAGAAUAUAGGUCCCAGACAUUCCAUAUACACGAUUCCCUUCUUCACAGGAAAGAUGAGGGUUACAGACUUGGAACUGUAUCCUAUUCAAUUCCACCCGGAUGAGUAUGACCUGCGUCAAAAACUGACUUCACGAGGACGGAAAAUCAUCCAAUGCUUUGGACACAAAAAAUAUACUGGGACAUCUGUGAUACCUCAUAAAUCUUUGGAGAUGUUUGUGGACAAGCGGAUGAUCGCAAAACCCCCAUUUGGUGACGACUCGUCGGACGAUGAAGAUGGAAUGUACAGUGCUUUCGAAAUGGUUCGAAGUGACGUAUACAUUGACUACAAAGCUGUCUAUACUAAUCUCUUUAGUAAAACGCCACCAUUGAGCUUCCUACCUAGGAUUUCUGGUGAGCUUCAGGGGCUUGCAGACACACUUGACACUUUGAGCAACGGCAAAACCUGGAAUUGUAGCGACGGCGAAAUUGAAUCUAUUCGAUCAGAGAGUUUUCUCGCUAUGAAUCGUCACCUGACGAAAUUUGAUAAACCAAAAGCAAACCUGAAGGACGACGAGGCUAGGCUUAUACUGCUACCUGGUCAGGUCCCCGCCUUCGUCUUCAAUUCGAGAAAUUGGGAAUGGUUGGACUUGGACAAUAUCGAAGAUAUCGACAAGUCGGAAGCGUCAAGGAACAGUGGCUGGAAAGAACUCGUGAUCCCUCACAAGUUCAGUGAACUACUACUGUCACUGGUCAGCCCCCCAGGAUCAGGCAAAACCAGCACAGCCGAAACGAUUGCAGCAUAUACUGGUCGUCCUUUAUAUGCCAUCACUUGUGGCGACCUGGGUACCACGCCAAAGGAGCUUGAGAAAAACCUCGUACGGCAUACUCGUCUUGCUGAGAAGUGGGGCUGUGUGCUACUGCUGGAUGAGGCAGACGUGUUUUUGAUGUCCAGAACCUACGACGAUAUGCACAGGAAUGCUAUGGUGUCCAUCUUUCUGCGCCAACUUGAAUAUUACUCUGGUAUCCUGUUCCUGACAACCAACAUUGUCGGCGUCAUCGAUGAGGCCUUCAAGUCUCGUAUCCAUGUUGCACUAGAGUACCCUGCUCUAGAUGAAGCAUCAACAAUUGAGAUAUGGGGUAAUGUUUUACAGCGCAUCAAACAGGACAACGAGAAGCUCGAAAUGAAGAUCCGUUUCGAUGAGAAAGCUCUCUUGCAAUUCGCCAAGAAACACUACCGGGAACACCGGCGCAAUGGGACGACGUGGAAUGGCCGGCAAAUCAGGAACGCGUUUCAAACUGCUAUUGGGAUUGGCCAAUACGAAAGGCUCAAGAAGAUCGACGAAGCAACGGCAAAAGGGAAGAAGCCGGAAAAAACCACGCGAUAUAUCAAGUUAUCAGUCGCAAGCUUCGCAACUGUCGCAGACACUACUAGCGAUUUCGAGAGAUACAUCACGAGGACACGAGGCGACGACCGAGAAAGAGCGGCGGCGCAUGGAUUCAGGCAAUACGAAGAUAGCGCCAAGGGCAAGGGAAUGCAGAGGAAGGCGACACGAGCAAGUCCUCCUGCAUCUGAUAGUGAAGGCCACUAUCGUGGUGGAAGUGAUGGAGGGAGCGACGGGGAAAUCAUUGAGGAAGAUCUAGAGGAUGAGGAUGAGGAUGAGGAUGAAGAAGACGAUAAGUGA